UCGGGAACAGCUUUCGUUACGGAAACAUCUGGGAAUCCAGUGAUAAUAACAAGUUGCGUUUGAGUGCAAGUGUUUGGAAAUUGUGGGAAGAGAGUUGAAAAUUGAUCGGAGGACUUUUUGUGGACAAAAGUGUUAAGUGAAUUCUAACAGAUGGCAGCCGUAAUGAGAAGCAUGGCCUUAGGGCAAAACAUUCAUAACAUUCUGCCAAACAACUGCAUUCUGGUGCAGCAGCAUAAGCCAAUCAAUCACCAUGGGAAGCGGCCAAUUGCGCCAGCUCCAAUGAUGGUGACAAACCUGCCUCAAGGAGUUGGACUGAAGUGCAAAACAGGAGUGACUGCUGCGAAGAAAUAUGCUUACUGUGGAUUGCCGUACGCGCCGACUCCCCAACAAGCGGCUUCCGUACAGCGGAGGAAUGCACGCGAGCGCAACCGUGUGAAGCAAGUGAACAAUGGAUUUGCAAACCUGCGCCAGCAUAUUCCACCGACUGUGGUUUCGGCGUUGUCCAAUGGUGGUCGCGGAGCCAGCAAGAAGCUCAGUAAGGUUGACACGCUUCGCAUGGCGGUGGAGUACAUCCGUAGUCUGCAGAAGAUGCUGGACGAGAAUAGUGAAAACAAUCAGAGUUGUCUGAGUCAGAUAUCUUCCUCGAGUUCUUAUUACGGAACUAUGUCUGAGUCAUCAACUGCCUCCUCGCCGACUCCAUCGCAAAUUUCUGAAAACUCGUACUCGCAGAUGGGAGCUACCACUUUCAAGAACGAGCCUUAUGAUAUCUACAUUGACCCAUCCACCUCGCCGGCACCUUCGUACACCUCGGAAAUUCCUAUUCAGCAGCACCAUCAAACGAUGAUUCCGGGCAUGACCAGUCUCAGCCCCAGCGGCAAUAACAACUACAUCCAUGUCAUGGGAAACCAUCAGCAAGUGUACAAAUCGGAAAUGUACCACGAGGAAUACGACGAAGGAAUGAGCCCCCAGAAUCCAGAGGACGAAGAACUUCUGGAUGCUAUCACCUGGUGGCAACAGCAACAGUGAUCUGUUAAUCGAUUUAUCACUAUGAGAACAAACCAAAAAGAUUGCGUCUUCGUACCGAACUGACGUACUCCCGAGAGCUCCGGCUGGACUGGGUCAACACGCACGUCAUGGAAUCCUUUCCGUCUGCCGACAAUUGCGCACGGUGGAGUCAACCUGAAACGUUGUCACCGCAGCGAAGCAUUCCCCGGAGUGGCGCACUGACCGUCGCCGGGCACUCACCUCACCCCCCCCUGAGAACAAACAGACUGUACUAAUUGCAAGAACAACUCGAAAUUCUCGACACUGCCAGUAAGUGCCGCUGUUUGGUGGUGAACAAACUGCCAAUCUAGUCAAAGCGGUUUCUACUCCUACUCUGUUUAGCGAAUAGUAUGUAAUUAACCGAGCGGGCCGGGCCGGAUGAUUGAUGUCCAGUCCGCGCCCCGCGAGGAUCUUCUUGUUAACGUUGUUAUUAAUUUCUGCGGGAAACGCACUCAACUAAGUUAAGAAGGCGACAACGGCCACCAGUGACUGCUAGUUUUUACGAUCCCAACUCUAGAUGUUAAGAUUUGCAACCAACUUGUAGCAAUCUAAGUACAAGGCUAUGUUAAGAACGAUUGAAUGGAAAAGAAUACAAAAGCAAUUUAAAACAAAAAUCAA
Armigeres subalbatus is the source of this 1662-nucleotide messenger RNA. Its product is annotated as achaete-scute complex protein T3-like. Lineage: Eukaryota; Metazoa; Arthropoda; Insecta; Diptera; Culicidae. Gene Ontology annotation, molecular function: RNA polymerase II transcription regulatory region sequence-specific DNA binding; DNA-binding transcription factor activity, RNA polymerase II-specific; protein dimerization activity. The transcript has 2 exons. The coding region runs from base 151 to 1026 and encodes 291 amino acids. Gene Ontology annotation, biological process: regulation of transcription by RNA polymerase II; developmental process. The record is from RefSeq and is a predicted model, not a curated record.